AUGAAACUAAAAAAGAUAUUUUGGUGGAUUAUAGCACUAAAUAUAUUAGGUAUCAUAGCAGUUAUUGUUAUGAUAUUAAAGAGUUCUUAUUAAACAAAGAAAUUCGGCGAUGAUAAUUCUGCUAAAACUCGUAGUAGAGAAAGAUCUUUUGAAUAGAAAAGCACAAAAAAUAAUACUAAAUCAGAGAUAACUACCAUCAAAGAUGAGGGUAGAAAAGAUCAAUAAAAAGUAGUUUAUGACAUAUAUUAAGAGUUGCAAAAGAUUGGGCAGUUAUCAAAAUAGGAAAUUAAAGCAAAAUAAAACAAAACUCUUUCUCUUGAGUAAACUGCUGUUAGCAAAAGUGAUGAGUUUUAAUCAUUUUUCAAGCAAAUGAAUGUAUUACGCAUGAUAUAUGAUUAUCCCCAAUUAGACAGAAAAAUUCAUUUUAAUGACAUGCCAGAUGGUCAUCCUCUAUAUGAUGAACCUUAUAUGGGAUUGAUUAAUGAUCCUAAUUACUGUGAUUACGUAGAUGCUUACAAUGUGCUUUAUCCUCACAAUAUUCACAACGCUAUGAACAUUUUCAAUGACUACAAUAAUGAUGGCUUAGCAAGAUAAGUAUUUAAGCAAUAUGGGUAUGAUGUAAUGCCAGACUUUAUUAACAAAGAUAUGCCAGACGAAGAGUUUAAUUCUAGGAAGUAUUUAAUACCAUUCAAUACAACUAUGAUAUUCACUAAGAAGGUUAAGAGCUAUUAUUACCAUGAAUUUAACAAAAAUCUCUAUUGUGUAUCAUAAAUUUAUAACCAUAUUCCUGGACAUGGCACAUUGACUAGAAAGGAUCUGAACGUUGAAAGUGUUAACAACUACGCCAAAAGAUUCGAGAACAAGCCUCACUGCUUUAAAAAAAAUUAGUUCUUCCCAGCUUCAUACAGACUUGAUAAUGAAACUGAGUGCAGAUAAUUUUUUGAAAUCUUCAACUCCAAAGAGUACAAAAAACUCAAAGAAAAAGAAGGAAUUUCAUACAUAACUAAAGUCUCCUAUGGCUCUCAUAGAGCAAAUGGACUGGAAUUGGUCGAUGAUGAAUAUGAAGUAAGAUUAAGAAGAAAAUAUUAUAACGGCUAAUUAUGCGGACAAAUCGAAGACAAUUUAAUGGCUUAAAAGUAUGUUGCAAACCCCCACUUGUUGGAAGGACAUAAAUAUGAUUUUAGAGUCUAUCUUCUAAUCGCAUCAACAGAUCCCUUAAUUAUUUAUUAUCAUGAUGGGUUUUUAAGACUUUCUAUUCUAAAAUACGAUAAAAACUCUAAAGAAAAAUCAAUCCAUUUUGCUAACACAAACUUAGCUAAGGAUCUGUUUGAAAAUGCCGAGUAGUACAAGAAUAUAACUGGUAUGACUGAAGCUGAAAUGCGUAACUUUUAAAUGUGGAAUAUGAGUAGAUACGAAGACUUUUUAGUCUCUAAGGGUAAAGUCAAGAGAGGAUGGCUUGAUGAUUACUUGCGUCCUGAAUUAUAGAAAGCUUUCAUUCAUGCUGUUAAAAUGAGCGAACACGCUUUCUUGAAGGAUCCAAGAGUGUUUGAGAUGUUUGGGCUUGAUUUCUUGUUUGAUGAAAAUUUGAAUUUAUGGUUUAUUGAAUGUAAUGCUUCUCCUGUACUGUAAGGAACUAGUGAAGAAAAAAUGAUUUUCUAGAGCGAGUUAGUUAGGGAUUUGUUAUAAAUUCAAUAUUCUUAUUUACGCUCAAGGUGGUUAAGAAUUAGAAAAAUUAUAACAAAACUCCAAACUUAGCUUAAAGAAGGAAAUCCUGAUUUAAAAUCUUUAAGAGAAGAGUUUAAAAAAGUAAAUAAAAACUAUUUAGAAAAAGAAUAUCAAAUAAAGAAUAACAGCUUUGUUAAAAUAACUGAUCUUAACUUACCUGGCAAAGCUGCAUAUGGAAAUCUAUUUGAAGAAGAUUGUUUUGCUACUGAUUAAAAAAAUUAAAGCAAAACAGAUAGAUAAGUUGAUAAUAACAAUUAAAAGAGUAAAGCAAAAGUUAGCUAUAAAGAAGAACCAUGA
This is a messenger RNA of Tetrahymena thermophila SB210, 2022 nucleotides long. RefSeq names its product tubulin tyrosine ligase family protein. Gene Ontology annotation, molecular function: tubulin-glutamic acid ligase activity; tubulin binding. The record is from RefSeq and is a predicted model, not a curated record. NCBI's taxonomy places the organism in Eukaryota, Ciliophora, Oligohymenophorea, Hymenostomatida, Tetrahymenidae. The transcript is spliced from 7 exons. Gene Ontology annotation, cellular component: cilium. Gene Ontology annotation, biological process: microtubule cytoskeleton organization; protein polyglutamylation.